Molecule: messenger RNA, 3229 nt
Organism: Polychytrium aggregatum
Lineage: Eukaryota; Fungi; Chytridiomycota; Chytridiomycetes; Polychytriales
Exons: 20
Coding region: 72-2993 (973 amino acids)
Cellular component (GO): centrosome
Molecular function (GO): protein binding
Source: RefSeq, a predicted model, not a curated record
CGAUCCUGGUCGCCCUGUUCGUCUCGCAAGCUCGACCCGCAAGCCGCCGCCCGUCUCUGUCCCGCUCCAACAUGCCGACCCAGCCCGUAUCCGACCCAUCGCCAUCUAACCUGGCCUCGGCUCGCCAGCCCAUUUUCACCGGAUCGCUCAAGACCGGCUCGCUUCUAUGGAAUCGCCACCACUGGCAUUCGCUCUUGCAGUCCUCAUGUCUGCCGUCCAGCAAAGUCGAGAAGCUUCUCAAGAUCAUGAAUGCUUCCUACGGCUCCGGUGUGCCCACCCGAUCCAAGCCGGAUGCACGCUCGGUCCGAAGCCAUAUCCAUCGGCCCGUUCCGUUCACUAGCAUCUGCUUUAGCCACGAUAUAUCCGGGCCAGUCAUCCAAACCAACGCUGCACCGCUGAAUGUCUCGCACUCAACCCGACGGAGAGACAAGACUGAAUCGCGCCCGUCGUCGCUAUCGAUGGCAUCGGCGUCGCAACCGCCUCCUCACACAACCUGGACCACGCUCAACUACAUUCUCGGAGCCGUUGAUCAACGAGGGCAUAUCUAUGCAUUUGACCUCCACCAGAACACGUUCAUGUUGGUUGGCCGCUGUGGUGUCUCGGGCACUUGCAUCUCGUUCAACACCAUCCGGCGGCGUGAGCUUAUCGUCGGUCUCUCUGAUCACUCCCUGCAGUGCUACAACAUUGAUACCGGGCAUCUCAUCGCUCGUCUUCCCGCAUACCACUCCUGGGAGCCCAGAAGCAUCUGUGUCCAUCCUAGCAAAGCGUUGGCUCUGACCUCCAGCCGCUCGGAAUCUCUCCUGUGGAAUACUGAGGCAUGGACCCGGAUCCGGGUGCUUGCUGGCGGCGACUCACUUAUUGUUCAGCAGGCAUCGUUCUCGCCAAACGGGAGCUCGAUUGUGUCGUGCUUCUCGGACGGAAGCAUUCUGCUUUGGAGCCUCGAGAGCUUCUCGCUCUCGUGGAAGAUCUCCUUGGAUCAACUGGAUCUUCAGCCAAGCUCGGCGCUCUCGCAACGAGAAUUCCUGCUCGUCGAUCGUACAUCGUGUAUGGCACAGUCGCAUGACAGCGAGCUCAUUGUCUAUGCUGCUCUACCAUCAGCACUCUAUGUGUGGAGCGCAUCCGAGAAACGACUCUUGCACGAAUUGGUUAUCCCCGCCUUCAAGGACCAGCUGUUUUAUCAAAUUGAAUUUAUCGCCGGCACCAAGCUUGUCGUUGUGCUCACUGACCAUGGCGAAAUCGCCUUUGUCGAUGUCCUUGGCGGUGCACUCCUUGGUCAACUCCAUGGAAAGGACUCGUUCAAAUCCUUUUGCAUUUCUCGCGAUGGUCGAUAUAUCACAGCCAUCAUGGAAGAGUCUCGCUUCGUCGUCCAGGUGCUCAGAAUCGACUCGAUUUGGUCGCAUUUCAAAAUCAAGCUGCGGACCGCGGAGGGAUCUGACCGUGGUGAAGAAGAGGGACAAUCGAUUUCAGAAUCUGGGCACCAGAAUCAAUUGGACGAGUCGGAAGGAGGCUCCAUAGAGGAUACGCUCGAGCGAGCUCCAGUAAAAAAGCACACGCCAACUGUCAAAGUUGCCGAUCAACCGGAGACGUUUUAUGAACUCGUCGAGUCGAAGCACGACAGCUCCAUCAUGAACCGGGCAAAGCUCGCCAAGUUCCUACAUCACUACGGAGUAUAUCCAGACAAAUACAGGAUUCUCAUCUGGCGGUUCCUACUGCGGCUACCAGAAAACUACGAAGCAUACCAGGCACUGAUGCAGCUGGGCCCUCAUCCCGUUGUCAAAGAGUUCCGACGCAAGUUUCCGCUCAAGAGCGAGCGGCUGAACAAGUCGAUGGAAAAGGUCCUUUCGGCUCUUGCGCACUGGACGCUCAUCAUCGAGAACCUCGAGUACAUGCCCGCGUUGAUCUUUCCCUUUGUGAAACUGUUUUCGAAUGACAUAUUCACAUGCUUCGAAGUUCUCGUGACCCUCGUCAUCAACUGGUGUCAAAAAUGGUGGGACUACUAUCCCAACCCCCCGAUCGAGAUCCUCGACGUUGUCGAAGAUUUAUUGGCCUACCACGAUCCCGAACUCGUUGGCCAUUUUGUGAAAUGGAACAUCACAAGCCAGAUAUACGCCUGGAUUAUGAUCCAGACGUUCUUUUCCGAGAACUUUUCAAAGGAUGAGUGGCUUCGGGUGUGGGACCAUUUUGUCACCAGCGAGCCUGCGUUCAUGUAUCACUUCCUGGUGGCGUAUCUUCGGAGCUUCCGGGUAUCGCUGAUGGCCAUCACCAAGGUGUCUGAUUAUAAGCACUUCUUUACCCGACGCAACGCUGUCAACCUGACUGCUGUGUUGGAUCUGGCCUAUAGCCAGUCAUCAAACACUCCCCCGCAGAUAUGCCCGACCAGCUUCUUGGCCACAUUUGAGCCUACGCUGAAAGGGCAAACGCGCAUGCGCGAGCGCAUACGGGAAGAGGAAGAGGCCUAUCUGCGCAAGCGCAUGCGGACAGAUGAAGUUAGCCGGCUCGUGGAGGAGCUGAGACGAGACAAGCGCGAGUGGGAGAACUCGGACUGGAAGAUGAACGAAAUGCUCGAGAAGUGGUGGUCCAACAUGAUGGACGAGCAGGAAAACCACCAGCUCCGCAAAGCCAAACUCGACGCGCUCGAGAAGGAGCAACGAUCGCGUGCCGUCCAGCGCAUAAUCCAAGCGCGGUCGUCAUUUGUCGACCACCAAAACUCGUCGAUCACUCGCCACAUGGCCAAUAUCUCCAAGACCGUUGGAUUCAACCGCCGCGCACUCGAGUUUGAGCUGGAUCAAGCCGAGCUGGAUGAAAAGUUUUCGGAGAUCGAGAACGAGUGGCUCAAGCGACGCGAAGACAUGAUCAAGAAGCGCGAGGAGCUGGCCAAACUAGAUCAGGAGCGUAUCGAGCGUAUGAUCAAGCAGGCCCACAAGCUCGGCGUCCGUGACGGCGAGUUCGAGGAUGAGCUGCGAAAGCGUCUGAACAAGGACACAGCAGCAUGACAUGGAUCCGCUGUACUGCCUUCCUGAGAUGAACCGGCAAACGAGCGCGCUAUAUUGACCUUGAGUUUAGCCCUCCUCUCGAUCCUCAGAGCAGCAUAUUGCAGGCGUUCCAAUAAAAAAUGGGACACCCCGAAUUGUUGACCAUCGACUUGAUAUUAUGUCACCCGAUACCAUCGCGCACUGGCCAUGACCAUUCUGCGUUACGAUGCUACACUAUCGUUCAUAGCCGGAGAAAA